Molecule: messenger RNA, 4429 nt
Organism: Drosophila mojavensis
Lineage: Eukaryota; Metazoa; Arthropoda; Insecta; Diptera; Drosophilidae
Product: pneumococcal serine-rich repeat protein
Exons: 10
Coding region: 1771-4140 (789 amino acids)
Biological process (GO): regulation of transcription by RNA polymerase II
Cellular component (GO): nucleus
Molecular function (GO): transcription cis-regulatory region binding
Source: RefSeq, a predicted model, not a curated record
CUUUCUUUUUUAGCAUAUUUAAAAAGCAAUCAUGCCCACACCGUUUUUUGUCGUGUUUGGUUCAGCAGCUUUUCCGAAUAUAAAACUUAAAAUAGAAUUCAUAAAAAAUGUUCUCAUUAUUUGGCUAAUCCUAGCGACUAUUUAAUAUGCCAUCCGCCCAAGCGAGCUUUUACUGACUUCGUGCUUGAAGCUUGUGCUGAAAAUUUCCAUACAGUUAUUUUAAAUAAUACGCAUAAAAAAAUGAGAGAAAAGAAAUAGCCGCAUUACCGUUAGUCCAUGCACGAGUGCCGACUAUCAUCGCACAUGGCACAAGCAACAACAAGUAAAAGAAGGUAAGCAGAACAAACAGACACACUACACACACACAUACACACACACAUAAAAGGGCCAUUUUGCAUAUUGCUCUCGUUGUGUUGCUUCGUAGUAAACAUUUUUCCGCUUGGCUAACGGAAGCAGUGCCAUAAAACGCUUCCAAUCCGACGUACUCAUAUGGCUAUACACCUACAGGGACACAAGCUCAAACGCACAUGCACACAUACACACACACACACACACUAGGUCUUCGUAAAUGUUCACAACAAAGUUUUUGAUAGAAAACAGAUGCUUGGACUAAAACAUGCAACAGUAUCGCAUAAAUAACAGACUAAGGCUAGCCAGAUUGAAUAAGAAAAAAAAAGUCAAAAGCAAAAAGAAGAUCUGAUAUAAGCAGCCCGACAUCAGCGGUAAGAAAGUUAACAGGUUGCGAGCGAGCGUCCCCACAACAGCAGCAGUAACAGUGCCAGGACAGCGCCGCUCUCCCACCCACUGUUAACACUGACCUAUUGCCCGUAUUGAGUGCGAUGAGUGGCCCUAUCAUGUAACGUUACAUUAACAGAGCACUGUAAACUGAGGACAGAAAGGCUGCUGCUCUAUUCUAGCUGGCAGCAGCGCCUUCGCUGUCAGUAGUGGCCGAGACGUCGAUCUGUUCACAUCUUUGGGGGACACGUACACCUUGGUGAAUUUAUAUGAUACAACAAACAAACAAACGCACAGACAGACUUAUACGCAUACCUACGCAAGCAGAGAACGGUCGAAAACUGCGCGGGUCGCCCCUCCUUCGGCUCCUCGUCCUCUCCUCAUCCUAUAAAAUACUUCAAAUAUAAUUAAAAAUUAAACAUUUCUUAUAUUAUCACGCCUAAUAAUUCGCAAUAUGAAUAAUAACAGUUAUUAUAACAUAGUUUGACUACAAUCGAAACUCCAAUGUACAACGAUUAUAGCUGGAAAUAAAUAUAAAAACAAAUAUAUAGAAAUAUCAACAUAUGCAUAAACAUAAAUAAGGUGAUUUUUUUCAUCUGGAGCAUUAAAAGAAAGGCCUUAAAACAAAAGCGAUAUUUUAUUACGUCAACAACAGUCGAUAAAAAGUCAAUAAAACAACAAAUGUGUGCACCAUUUGGAUAUAAGCGGCACUUGGAGCACCACUUGAAGUCGUUGCGAGCGCUCAAACGAGAGAUUGCCGGAGAGAUUCAUUGAGUGGCAAUUGAGGCGCACACAAAAAUAUGCGACGUAUCAGCGCCAGCAACAACAGCAACAACACAGCGUGCGCUGUGGCAAGCACAUGACAAGCAGGACGAGGACGUGGACCAGGAUCAACGGCAGCCAGGCCGACAAUAAUGCAAAUAGUCGUAAACAACAAACACAAACGAAACAACAACAAGAAGAACUACUACAGCAGUAGCAGCAGCAGCGGCAACAGGGAGCAACACCUUAGGCAGAGAUCUCCAAGUGGACAACAUGGCCGAUGCAGACGAUAGCAACAGUGGCGGGGGCAGCGGCAGCGGCAGAGCUGGCGAUUCGCUGCAGCUGCUCAACAACAAGCUGGACAAAGCGGUGUCCACAAAUGAUAUAUUGCUGGAUCUGCAGCGUGCGCUCACCUACGAGGCGGUAUUCAGCACGCUCGUGGAGCACAAGAUGCAGGCGCUCAAGCGUGACUAUGAGGAGCACAAGCGGGCGAAGCGCAAGAAGCGUAAGUCAAUUGGGCGCAUUCUGCUGCCGCGCAAGCUCUUCGGACCACGACGCGCCAGCAAGGAGGGGUCCGAGGAGGAGGAUGUGGAGGUGGAGAAAGAGAAAGAGAAGGGGGAGAAGGAGAAGGAGAUGGAGAAAGAAAACCAACUGCCUGAGAAAAGCCUGACUCAAGGCAAGACUGCACCUAGCCAUAGGCCGGCUGACAUUGAAUUGGCGACCGGUUCACUGCCAUUGCAAUUGGAGCUGGAGGAUAGCGUGGCCAGCACGUUGAGCAACUCAUCGGGCGGCCGCCAGGCGGCGCGUCACAGCCACAGCCUGCUGGUGCAGGCGCAAACGCAUACGCCCGCCAAGCCGCCGGCGGGAGAGCAUGAAAGCAGCAGCAACAGCGGCAGCAGCAGCAGCUCCCAUGAGCAAGCCUUGUCAGUGCCUGACCCAAGACAUUCCAUGAGCACCACGACCAAUGGCGAAGCCGAGUAUCUAACUCCAGUUGCCUCCUGCUACGACAAUACCUCAGCGACAGCCACAGCAACAGCCACAGCGACAGCGACAGCUACUGCAACUGUGAUUGGCCAGCACAGCUCGACGAUGGCGGAUGAUAGUUUCACUGGCUCGCUGCAUGGCAGCUUGGAGAGUCUGUCCUACUCCAGUUCACGGUGCACGGUCAGUUUUGGAGGCGCUGAAAUUAUUGCCUUGGCCCAUGGUGAUGCGGAUACGCGUGAGCGUGCGCGUUUGGCUAAGAGAUUGCGCAUCCUGGAGGCCAAAUCCAUAAGCGCCCAAUGCAGUCCCGUCUUUCCGCGCAGCAUGGUGCGCACUAUGCCGCUACCUGUGCCACAGCAAGCGCGCAUUCAUGUUCAUGUUCCCUCCAGCCUGGCCAGGCAGCCGCCUCCGCCGCCCCCCCAUGUGGCGGUGCAAAUCGAGGCGCUGCGCGUGCCACAGCCUCCAGCCCAGGCCCAAGCCCAAGCCCAGCUGCAACGCAAACGUCCUCUGCCCAAGCAGCUGUCCUGCACUGAAAGCGGCAGCGAUUUCGACGGAGCUGCCGCUGCCUAUGCGCGAUAUUUCUCGCGACAAAACACAUCCGAAGAUAGCGCCAAUGUAACGGUGAGCACAGUGCUGGCCCAGAGCGAUUCGCAGUCGUUGCACGCGCUGCCCAGCUAUGCCAACACGCCGACAGCCUCGGCUGGACGGGAUUCGCUGCCGGAGCGCCUCAAAUCACGUAGCACCAGCUUGCUGCCCAUACGACGUACGCCCGAAGCGGUUAUAAUUCCUAUGGAGGGGGAGGUGGGCUAUGAGCAGCCGUUGCCGGCGCAGUUGGCCGAGAAAUUGCAACGCAUGACCUCAACGUCAACGGGUUCCAGUGUGGCUCCCACUGGCUGCUGCAGUGCCACCAAAUCGAUGACAUCCAAAAAACCCUUUCAAAGCUUUAAGCCAACGCUGACGAUGGCCGCAGCGACAGCUGCCCAAAGUACGGGCAGCGAUGAUGAAUAUCGACGUCGCAAACGGAAGUACAAGCGUCACCAUCGCUGCUCGGAUCCAGCGCUUGUUUAUCCCACGCCCAAUGGCCUGCAGCAGUGCGUUCAUGUGGUUGGGCAGGCGUCUGAUGCCCCGGCCAUACAAUGCCCCUAUAAUGCCGAGGACUCGCCUUGUGACCUGCAACUGGACAUGGACACUGACGCUGAUAAAAUCGACGACCUUGAGCACAUGAUGCCCGGUGGCGGUCAUCAGCGACAUCGCAGAAAGCAUCGACAUCGUCACAAAAAACGUCAUCGUCAUAAAAAACCCAAAAUUCUCGUGCAGGAUUUGGAUAAUGAAGUUGUCAAGGUGAUCGAUCCACAUGAUCUCUCGCAACGCGCACGCUGGACAAUCAUUGCAACUGCCUGCCUUUUGUUGCUGAUGUGCCUAAUGCUAAUCGGCGUUACAUUGCGAAUGGCACCUAUAAUAGAUGAUAUGGAAUCCCUAACGAAAUUUCGCCAGGAGAACGAGCGCAGCAUGCGGGAGAAUCUGGAACGCACGCUCAUGAUGAAGAAUAUGACGGAGUUGAAUCUGCAGCGACAGCAACAGUUGCUGAUGCAGGCGCAGCAGCAGCAGCAACACCAGCAGCAGCAGCAGCAGCAGCAUCACAAGCCGCUGCAGCUUCCAUAACAAACGCUUUUCGGCAUUUCCUUAGGCAAGGGUAGUUGAUGUACAUCAGCCACUGCUGUUGCUACUUACCAACACUGGCGUUGUUCAACACUGAAACUCCCCACUCUCGACUCAACAAGUUAUGCGCACAAUACAAAAAAAAAAAAAAAAAAAAAAAAAAACAAAUCUCUUUGUUAACUACAAUUAGAGGAGACGAAGCGAAGCUACAGUGGAUAAAAACAACUAUUUAGCUCUUAAAAACACACAACAAAAAUCCAAAACAGAAAAUAAUAACAAAAACUAAAAACAA